This is a messenger RNA of Hordeum vulgare subsp. vulgare (domesticated barley), 2057 nucleotides long. RefSeq names its product beta-fructofuranosidase, insoluble isoenzyme 2-like. Gene Ontology annotation, biological process: carbohydrate metabolic process. Lineage: Eukaryota; Viridiplantae; Streptophyta; Magnoliopsida; Poales; Poaceae. The coding region runs from base 76 to 1869 and encodes 597 amino acids. Gene Ontology annotation, molecular function: hydrolase activity, hydrolyzing O-glycosyl compounds. The transcript is spliced from 7 exons. The record is from RefSeq and is a predicted model, not a curated record.
CUGCUUCUGCACAAGACAUCGAUCCUUCCCUACUUGUUCCUCCAUCGCCGGCCUCUGCCCCCAAGCGUGAGAGCAAUGGUAGUUCUCGGGGGAAGAGUUGCAUGGGCAUGCCCGGUGCUGCUGGUGGUGGUGGUGCUGCUGCUGCAGCUCGCCGGGGCGUCGCAUGUCGUCUACGAGACCGACCUCCUGGAGACGGAGGCGGCGGCGGCCACUGUGCCGCCUUCGAUUCUCGACGCCGAGCUGAGCACCGGGUACCACUUCCGGCCCAUAAAGAACUGGAUCAACGAUCCCAACGCGCCCAUGUACUACAAGGGGUGGUACCAUUUGUUCUACCAGUACAACCCCAAGGGUGCGGUGUGGGGCAACAUCGUGUGGGCGCACUCGGUGUCGCGUGACCUCAUCAACUGGGUGGCGCUGGAGACGGCCAUCCAGCCGAGCAUCAAGUCGGACAAGUACGGGUGCUGGUCGGGGUCGGCGACCAUCCUGCGCGACGGCACGCCGGCGAUCAUGUACACGGGCAUCGACCGCGCCGACAUCAACUACGAGGUGCAGAACAUCGCCUUCCCCAAGAACAAGUCGGACCCGCUGCUCCGCGAGUGGGUGAAGCCGCGGGGCAACCCGAUCAUCGUGCCGGAGGGCGGCAUCAACGCCACCCAGUUCCGGGACCCGACGACGGCGUGGUACGCCGACGGGCACUGGCGGCUGCUCAUCGGCGCGCUCUCGGGGGCGUCCCGCGGCGUGGCGUACGUGUACCGGAGCCGCGACUUCAUGCGGUGGACGCGGGUGAGGAAGCCGCUGCACUCGGCGCCCACGGGGAUGUGGGAGUGCCCGGACCUGUACCCGGUCACGGCGGACGGCCGGCACAGGCACAAGGGGCUGGACACGUCGGUGGUGUCCGGCCCCAGGGUGAAGCACGUGCUCAAGAACAGCCUCGACCUGCGCCGCUACGACUACUACACCGUCGGCACCUACGACCGCAAGACGGAGCGGUACGUGCCGGACAACCCCGCCGGCGACGAGCACCACCUGCGCUACGACUACGGCAACUUCUACGCCUCCAAGACCUUCUACGACCCGGUCAAGCGCCGCCGCAUCCUCUGGGGCUGGGCCAACGAGUCCGACGCCGCCGUCGACGACGUCGCCAAGGGAUGGGCCGGAAUCCAGGCGAUUCCGAGAAAGGUUUGGCUGGACCCGAGUGGGAGGCAGCUGAUGCAGUGGCCCCUGGAGGAGCUUGAGGCGCUGAGGGGGAAAAGGCCGGUCAGCAUCAAGAACAGGGUGGUCAAGCGGGGAGAGCACGUCGAGGUCACCGGGCUACGGACCUCACAGGCUGACGUGGAGGUGAGCUUUGAGGUGGCGAGCAUCGAUGGGGCGGAGGCGUUGGACCCGGCGUUAGCCAACGACGCCCAGAAGCUGUGCAGCAUGAGGGGUGCCCACGUGGAAGGCGGCGUGGGCCCCUUCGGCCUGUGGGUGCUCGCCUCGUCCAAGCUGGAGGAGAAGACGGCGGUCUUCUUCCGGGUGUUCAAGGCCGCGCGCAACAUCAACAGCACCAAUAAUAAGCCCGUCGUCCUCAUGUGCUCCGAUCCAACCAUGUCAUCUCUGAACCCGAACCUAUACAAGCCGACCUUCGCAGGCUUUGUUGACACUGACAUAGCCAAGGGCAAGAUAUCUCUGAGAAGCCUGAUCGAUCGGUCCGUCGUGGAGAGCUUCGGGGCAGGGGGCAGGACCUGCAUCCUCUCCCGGGUCUACCCGACGCUCGCGCUGGGCAAGAACGCUCGCCUUCACGUCUUCAACAACGGCAAGGUGGACAUCAAGGUGUCGGAGCUCACGGCGUGGGAGAUGAAGAAGCCGGCGCUCAUGAACGGUGCUUAGAAUUUAGGGUGGAUCGACAUGCGGGCCUCCUAUAUAUUUGCCUGAAUCUGGCUCACAUUCUGUUAGAUUGAUCUCUGGUGAGACAUGCUAGUUCUCCGAGGGUAUGGACGUAGCUUAGGCUUGCACGCCGUAUAAGUGCACCACGAAGGGGUCAUUUCGCCCUUAGGAACAAUAAAGUUCUAUGCAUA